Messenger RNA from Carya illinoinensis, 939 nucleotides. RefSeq names its product 40S ribosomal protein S9-2-like. NCBI's taxonomy places the organism in Eukaryota, Viridiplantae, Streptophyta, Magnoliopsida, Fagales, Juglandaceae. Gene Ontology annotation, cellular component: cytosolic small ribosomal subunit. The coding region runs from base 125 to 718 and encodes 197 amino acids. Gene Ontology annotation, biological process: positive regulation of translational fidelity; translation. The record is from RefSeq and is a predicted model, not a curated record. Gene Ontology annotation, molecular function: rRNA binding; structural constituent of ribosome. The transcript has 3 exons.
GAAAACAUAUAAAGGCACUCAUGCCGCGCCCCCUGCUUCAAUCUCCAACCAGGCCAGACCGUCCGUCCUCGUCAGUCGUCAUAGGCUUCAGAUCGCGGACUGACAAGCACACCGGAAAAGCACCAUGGUGCACGUCUCCUUUUACCGAAACUAUGGGAAGACCUUUAAGAAGCCCAGACGUCCAUACGAGAAGGAGCGUCUGGACGCGGAGCUGAAGCUUGUGGGAGAGUAUGGGCUGCGGUGCAAGAGGGAGUUGUGGAGGGUGCAGUAUGCGCUCAGUCGCAUUCGUAACAAUGCGAGAAUGCUUUUGACCCUGGACGAGAAGAACCCACGUCGGAUUUUCGAGGGUGAAGCUCUUCUCAGGAGGAUGAACAGGUACGGGCUUUUGGAUGAGAGCCAGAACAAGCUCGAUUACGUGUUGGCCCUCACUGUCGAGAACUUUCUUGAGCGCCGUCUCCAAACCCUGGUCUUCAAGUCCGGUAUGGCCAAGUCCAUUCACCACGCCAGAGUGCUUAUCAGGCAGAGGCAUAUUAGGGUUGGGAGACAGGUAGUCAAUAUUCCCUCAUUCAUGGUGAGAGUGGAUUCACAGAAGCACAUUGAUUUUUCACUCACAAGUCCCUUUGGUGGCGGGCGCCCUGGGAGAGUGAAGCGCAGGAACCAGAAGUCUGCCGCUAAGAAGGCUGCUGGUGGAGAUGGAGAUGAAGAGGAGGAAGAGUGAGCUCAAUUUUAAAUAUAAGUGGACAAUGGUACUAGUAGGGUUUUCCGUUAUGGUUUACCAUUUCCUUUGCAAACUAUAAUUGUGCUUUUUGAGAAUGAAAAAUCGUAGGGAAGUUUUACUUGUUAUUUUCUUGGAUAUUGUUGGGAAUAUGUUUAUUUUGGUUCUUUUUGGAUAUUAGGUGACUCGUCCUACAUGAGAAUUAUCUUGAAUUUCGUGCCAAA